Molecule: messenger RNA, 1922 nt
Organism: Eucalyptus grandis
Lineage: Eukaryota; Viridiplantae; Streptophyta; Magnoliopsida; Myrtales; Myrtaceae
Product: probable glycerol-3-phosphate acyltransferase 8
Exons: 3
Coding region: 88-1599 (503 amino acids)
Biological process (GO): cutin biosynthetic process
Cellular component (GO): membrane
Molecular function (GO): glycerol-3-phosphate 2-O-acyltransferase activity; phosphatase activity
Source: RefSeq, a predicted model, not a curated record
CUCCUCCGUUGCAUGAGAAAGCUCCGAUCGGAAGCAGAGAGGAAGCAGAGAAGCCGGUGAAGCUCGAAGGCUCGUCGAGGCUCAAAGAUGUCGCCGCCGGAGAAGCAGCGGAAGUUCCCGCCGAUCGGCGAGUGCCGCCGGGGCGCCGCCGGCUACGACUCCAUCGCCGCCGACCUCGACGGCACCCUCCUCGCGUCGUCCAGCGCCUUCCCGUACUACAUGCUGGUGGCGAUCGAGGCCGGGAGCCUCCUCCGGGGCCUCGCCCUCCUCCUCUCCCUCCCGCUCGUCAUCCUCACCUACUUCUUCGUCUCCGAGGCCGUCGGCAUCCAGAUCCUCAUCUUCAUCUCCUUCUCCGGCCUCAAGGUCCGCGACAUCGAGCUCGCUUCCCGCGCCGUGCUGCCGAGGUUUUAUGCAUCCGAUGUGCGGGCGGACAGCUUCGAAGUGUUCGACAAGUGCAAGAGGAAGGUGGUGGUGACUGCCAAUCCGACCGUCAUGGUCGAGACGUUCGUGAGGGAUUAUCUGGGGGGAGAGAAGGUCUUAGGUACUGAGAUCGAGGUGGACCCGAGGACGAAGAAGGCUACCGGAUUCGUGAAGAAGCCUGGAGUGUUGGUGGGGGAUCUGAAGAGGCUGGCCAUUCUCAAGGAGUUUGGAGAUGUGGCGCCGGACGUUGGGCUCGGGGACCGCGAGACCGACCACGAUUUCAUGUCGCUCUGCAAGGAAGGUUACAUGGUGCACCGCAGCAAAUCAGCAGCCCUCGUCCCGCCUGAACGCCUGAAGAGCCGGAUCAUCUUCCACGACGGCCGCCUUGUCCAGCGCCCGGAUCCACUCAACGCCAUCUUCACCUACCUCUGGCUACCCUUGGGGUUCAUCCUCUCCAUCAUCCGCGUCUACUUCAACCUCCCGCUCCCCGAGCGCAUCGUCCGCUACACCUACGGGAUGCUCGGCAUCAAGCUCGUGAUCCGCGGCAAACUCCCUCCCCCGCCUUCCCGCGGGACCCCCGGAAACCUCUACGUCUGCAACCACCGCACUGCCCUCGAUCCCAUCAUCAUCUCCAUCGCGCUCGGGCGCAAAGUCUCGUGCGUCACCUACAGCGUCAGCAAGCUCUCCCGCUUCCUGUCCCCGAUCCCCGCCGUCGCCCUGACCCGCGACCGCGCUGCCGACGCGGCCAUGCUCUCCAAACUCCUCCAGAAUGGCGACCUCGUGGUCUGCCCCGAGGGCACCACGUGCCGCGAGCCCUUCCUGCUCCGGUUCAGCGCGCUGUUCGCGGAGAUGAGCGACAGGAUCGUCCCCGUCGCGGUCAACUGCAAGCAGAACAUGUUUAACGGAACCACCGUGCGUGGGGUGAAGUUCUGGGACCCGUACUUCUUCUUCAUGAACCCAAGGCCGAUGUACGAAGCCACGUUCCUCGACCGGUUGCCGGAGGAGAUGACAUGUAAGGCGGGCGGGAAGUCGGCGAUCGAGGUGGCGAAUUAUGUGCAGAAGGUGUUGGGCGAUGUGCUGGGGUUCGAGUGCACCAAUUUGACGAGGAAGGACAAGUACAUGCUGUUGGGCGGGAACGAUGGGAAGGUCGAGUCCAUGUACAAUGCCAAGAAAGGGUGAUUCUGUCACUCUGAGAAUUUCACAUGGUCACCGAUCGUGGGGUAGAAUUAUAUUCAGAGGUGUGAUUUCUGUGAAAAAAAAAAAAAUGCAUGCGUCAGAUCAAUUUAUGGACCUUCGAGGAGACUGAGUUAUUGUGGGGUUGAUUCAGUCUCGAUUGUAUUAGGGUCGGUAUUUUGAUUGAUUAUUGAUCAACGACGGUAGCUUUUAAGUUGGGUUAUUUUCCGCAGUAACAAUGAUUCGGUUUGUUAUUUCCCAUUUGUACUCUAAUCUUAAAAGUAGGGGAUACAAAAUAAUUUCUGGAAAAACAAAGUUGGGGUUUUUUA